UACCUGAACAAGCAGGUGGAGCUCCUCCGGCAGGUGAACGAACAGCACGCUAAAGUUUACGAGCAGCUCGACGUGUCCGCCCGUGAGCUGGAGCAGAGCAACCAGAGGCUGGUUCUGGACAACAGGAUGGCUCAGCAGAAGAUCCAGGGGUUAGCAGAAACGGUGGAGCUGCUGCAGACGCAGGUGGAGGACCUCCAGCAACAGGUGGAGGAGCUGAAGCUGAGCCCGUGCUCGUCCCGAACGUCUCCGGACGGAGAGAAAUGUUUUCCUCGCGGCUCUCAGAGCGUUUCCUGCCUACAGGAACUGCAGGACUCGCUCAG
Molecule: messenger RNA, 320 nt
Organism: Austrofundulus limnaeus
Lineage: Eukaryota; Metazoa; Chordata; Actinopteri; Cyprinodontiformes; Rivulidae
Product: cerebellar degeneration-related protein 2
Source: RefSeq, a predicted model, not a curated record